CCCUUUUAAAAUUUGACAUCGUCGUGCAGUAGCUUUAUUGUUAAAUAAUUAAAAAAAAGUUGGAAUAUUAUCGACAAGAUGAUUUUUCAGGCCACACAACUUUUGCUAAUAAUUAUCUCGCUGCUUUGCAAAGUGAAUGGAAUUAGUUUCCGUCAUUCUGCACCAUCAACGCCAUCAGGAUUUGUCACGACACAAUCCAUCACGGAUGCUUUGUUCGCGCCGUUGCCUACGAGAGAAGCGCCAUUCUCGACAAUCGAUCACACUUUAGCUUAUGGAUUGUUGGGAAACAGUAUCGAUCCAUUAGAAGCUUAUAUCAGCGGAAAAGACGGAAGAAUUUUGAAACAAUAUGAGGUCUUUGAGAAUCAUGGCGAACCUGAUAUUUACAAUCUUGACACGAAUUUACAACAAACGAGUCUUUCUCCGUUUUUUUAUUCGACAAUCGCAAAUCAGCUACUCGAUCCAUACAUUUUCAAUGGUAAAGGAAUAGGAUAUGGACCUUCGAUAUCGAACUUACCUACAAUUAAAAGUCAAUUAACGAAAAGUCAUGGACCAAUAGCAUUAGGUUCGGGCGCUUUGGGAUACAUUCGUUUGCCAUCAGGAGCUGUUUAUCUUGGAUCAGGAUCUCUUGGCUACAUAAGUCACAAAGAACAUCAUGAUUCGCUCACUUCCAUUCAUGAAAGACGAAAAAUUGCAUCCAUUCCGGGUCCAUUGUCGUUUGGGCAUCGCCAUCACGAUUGA
Molecule: messenger RNA, 738 nt
Organism: Culicoides brevitarsis
Lineage: Eukaryota; Metazoa; Arthropoda; Insecta; Diptera; Ceratopogonidae
Exons: 3
Coding region: 79-738 (219 amino acids)
Source: RefSeq, a predicted model, not a curated record